AUGGAAAAAUCUCCUUCCUUUGCUUUCCUCAUGUUCUCACUCCAUUGCUUCAUAUCCUCCUUGGCUUUGAUUGAUACAAACAUCACUACUGAUAAAUCUACCCUUCUUGGCCUUAAUUCUUUUAUCACUUCAGAUCCAUAUGAUUCCUUAUCUACUUGGUGUAUCUCUUCUUCUCCAUGCAAUUGGGUUGGUGUCGCCUGCAAUACUCGCCAUGGAAGGGUCCAUUCCUUGAAUCUAGGUGGCAUGGAUCUCAAAGGCACCAUAUCUAAACUAUUGGGAAAUCUCUCAUUUCUUGUUGAACUUGAUCUUAGUAGCAACAACUUUUAUGGUGAAAUACCAAGAGAGUUAGUUCAAUUGCGUAGAUUGAAACUACUGAACUUGAGCUUCAAUGACUUUCAUGGAAAAGUUCCAGCAUGGAUAGGAGAUUUAUCUACAAUGGAGCACUUAAAUCUUCGAAAUAAUGGUCUUGUUGGAUUAAUUCCACUAUCUGUGUUCAAUCUAUCAAGGUUAGAGACAUUAGAUUGGAAUUUUAAUUUAAUUGAAAGAAUCGUUCCUGUUGAGGUAGGAAGACUUGAGCGUUUGAAGGUUUUAUGA
This is a messenger RNA of Prosopis cineraria, 594 nucleotides long. Its product is annotated as receptor-like protein 43. Lineage: Eukaryota; Viridiplantae; Streptophyta; Magnoliopsida; Fabales; Fabaceae. Gene Ontology annotation, molecular function: protein binding. The record is from RefSeq and is a predicted model, not a curated record. The coding region runs from base 1 to 594 and encodes 197 amino acids. The transcript has a single exon.